Messenger RNA from Epinephelus fuscoguttatus (brown-marbled grouper), 8041 nucleotides. RefSeq lists its product as uncharacterized. NCBI's taxonomy places the organism in Eukaryota, Metazoa, Chordata, Actinopteri, Perciformes, Serranidae. The record is from RefSeq and is a predicted model, not a curated record. Gene Ontology annotation, cellular component: nucleus. The coding region runs from base 529 to 5202 and encodes 1557 amino acids. Gene Ontology annotation, biological process: regulation of transcription by RNA polymerase II. Gene Ontology annotation, molecular function: protein dimerization activity; DNA binding. The transcript has 9 exons.
UGUUGCAAAAUCUUUAGAUCACCUAAUGUGCUUUUACGCAUGCGCAGAAAUAAUACGACAAAUGCGCUGCAGGGGCUGCAAGUGUGUUUUACGGCAGUCUCAUAGCGUUGUUGUUGCCAUGGUACCAUCUAAACAGUAUUUCAUGUAGCUCAUUAUAAUGAGUUUAUAACACCGCUGAUAACAUGCAGGAAUAUUUUGUCAUUUAAAUUAUAAUUUGGUAGGGGAUAUGUUGCUGUUGUCCCGCUGUCAUGAUAUGUUGUAAUAAAUAACAGUUGUGCGGUUGCUGCAAUGAUAGGGCAGCCGGAGCCGCCAUCUUUAGCGUUUACAAUCCUUUUGCCAAAACGACUGACCCCGUCUCUUCAAUACAGGAUGAUAAUGACUGUGGUAUAAUCGCCAUAUAGCACUGGAACCUGACUACUUGAGCGGUAUCACUCCGCUUUGUUUACAAGGCCAAAUCCUACCGCCUGUGCACGCCUCAUUUUACAUUUGAUACCACACUGACAGCUGAUAGAGCUAACAGCUAACAUUAUGAACGCAGAGCAGGAUUCUCGUGACAAACUGGAUUUGUUUGAACCUGAUGUGAAAACUAAAGAGGAGAUCAUUCUGAAAGAAGAGGAUGAAUCACCAGAAGAUAAUACCACUGACAUUUCUAGACAUGCAAUGGUAUCAGACUUGGAGCUGGAUGAACUUGAAGACAGCAGAAGUGGAAUAAGUAAGGUUACAAAGAAGCAGACCACAUGGGCUGUUAAUUGCUUCAUUGGCUGGUUGGAGGCCCAGAGGCUCCAGGUGGACUUGACUACAGUGGAGAAGGCUGAGCUGAAUGGGGUGCUGAGACACUUUUAUGGAUCAGUACGAAACAGCAAAGGAGAGCUCUAUGGGAUUGCUAGUUACAUUGCUCUGAGAGCAGGACUUAACCGUUUCUUCAAAGAACCUCCUGUCUGCCGUCCUGUGUGCCUAAUGAGAGAUGUUGAGUUCACCUCAGCCAACAAGGUCUUCUUGGGAGUGCUUAAGAAAAUUAGGAAGUCUGGUCGAGACAUAACAUCACACCAUCCGGCGUUGUCUCCUGAUGAUAUCCGCAUCCUCAGACACUCCCGUGUGAUGGACACCAGUACUCCAAGGGGGCUUCUGAACAAAGUCUGGUUUGAUAUUCAGGUAUAUUUCGGCCGCAGAGGGAAGCAGGCCAACAGGAAUCUAAAACCAGAUUCAUUUGUAAUCAGGAAAAAGGAGAGAGGACUGAGAUAUUGCACUUUAUCGUUUGGCGAUGAGAAGGAACGAUGCUCUAUGCUUGAGAAGCCAGGCAGUGAAUUUUGUCCCAUUACUUCUCUUUUAAAGUAUCUGCGCAAGCUCCCAUCCAAUGCCACCGCCCUUUACUUGCAGCCUAAGAAGGAUCUUACGGAUGAAAUGUGGUACAGCCAAGUCCCCCUAGGAGUCAAUUAUCUGGGAUCAAUGCUGUCUCGCAUGUGUAAAGAAGCCCGCACAUCAAUCAUCUAUACCAAUCACUGCAUCAGAAGCACACCCUUUCACCAGCUGUGUGAUGCAGGACUGGAAGGAAGGGAAGUUUUUCCUGUUAGCAUGCACAGGUCUGAAAGCGCUCUCCAAAGUCACCAGGCGCCUUCUCUUGGGAGCCAGAAGCUGCGUAGCGAUAUAUUGCCAGAGAAUGAUUCAGCUGGCCCAGCAGGGUUGGAUUUAAAUCAUGAAGAAUUCUUUGAGGAUUUUCCAUUUCUCCAGACUGCAUCAAACCAAAACUACAUCCCAGACGCUGUGCUGCCACCUGGAGAGCCAUGGCUCCACGGCGGCCCCUCCCGGGCAGUGCUGUCCCUGCCCUCCUGCCUGUGCCUGUGUGCAGACAUUGGGUCUGGGAUUUCUGGUCAUGGAUCUUCUGGUGAAGAGCAGAUGAAAGUGUAUGCUAAGUGUCAGCUUCAGAAAGGUGUCAUGUUUGGGCCAUACUUAGGAGAAAUGUGCAGAGGACAAAUGCCGACCAACCUCAAAUACUCCUGGGCUAUCAGGGAUGAUGCUGCUUUUGUCUACGUGGAUGCUUCUGAUGAAAACAAAUCUAACUGGAUGAGGUAUGUAACAUAUACCAACAGUGAGGAGGAACACAACCUUGUCAUCUUCCAGUUUUACCGCCACAUCUACUACAGGGUUUCCCAGCCCAUCCCAGAGGGAGCAGAGCUCAGGGUCUGGAUCGGCAGGGAUUAUGCCACCUUGCUGGGCCUCGGGAUGGGUGACAAUGUUAAAUGUGAAUUUGGAGACAAAGAGACAGUUCUGCGCCUUCUGCAAGACAUCCAGUUGGUCACCCUCCCAGAGCCCAGCAGCUCUUCCCUUUGGUCAGACCACAGCCAAUCACAGAGCCCCAUGCCAGUCAUCAGUGAUGUGACAACAGUGUCAAACCCAGACGCAGCUAGUGAUUCAGGCAUGAUUUCUGGCUCCACCUUCCCCUCUCCCCCCCUGAUCUCCUUCCCGUCCCCCAGCUCUCAUCCAAUGGAAAAGUACGAUUUUAUGCCUGGAACUGAGAAACUGCUGAGUCACCCCAACGCCACACAGAACAGUCCAUGGUACUUUUUUGGUUUCGAGCCGGACCCAACUGGUCGGCCUCUGGACCGGAGCACUCUGGUGUGUAAGCUGUGUGGGGAACAUGUGAGCUGUGGAGGAGCAGCGGAUCUCCAAAACCACCUGACCAACAAGCACCACAUCAGAAUCCGUGACGGUAACAAGGAUCGGAGUCUUCUGACAAUAGAUCCGCCCCUGGUUGGAGAUGAUGGAGAAACAACAGAACUGGAAAAUCCUCCUGCUUCCCUGAGGUCACCUGUGUGGGAAUAUUUUGCCUUCCCCGUGAGUUAUGUAAACAACAAACGCGUCGUUGACAGAAAAACUACAGUUUGUAGGCUAUGCUACACGCAGAUACCAUACGCCACCUCAGGCAACACGACGAAUAUGGCGGGACAUAUUCGCAGGCAUCAUAAACAAAUAGAUUUGACUGGGAAAAGACCGACAGACACCGGGAUCUGGUGGCCUUUGACAGGUCAACAACGCUUACAGCCAGUGAUGGUUAACAGUGGUCUGGUCAGUACACUCCCCAUGAUACUGUCUUCUCAUGUGACUGAUGCCAUCACCAACUUUCUCAUCAUGGAUCUUCAGCCCCCAGCUCUGGUAGAAGGGCGUGGCUUCAAACACCUGAUCCAAACCCUCCUGCCCUCCCACAAGGAACUGCCUUCACCCAGUCAGCUAGAGAACCUCCUGAAAGAACAUCACACCAGAGGCAAGAUGAGCCUUGCGCAGCUGCUGAGGAGGAAAGUGGGAAGCAGUGAGAACGAGGAGAUAUCUGACCACACUGCUCCCCUCGAGUUUGAGCCAAGAAGACGUGGGCGACCUCCCAGCCAUCUGAAGGAGGUUCCACACUUUGUCACUUUAAGUGUGGAUGUAUGGUUCCACAACUGGCAGGGCAACACUGAGAGGUACCUUACCCUCUGGGCACAUUACAUAGACUGUAAUUUUAGAUUUCAGAAUGUGGCUUUGGCAACCCAAAGACUGAUGGAGAGUGGAGUGAAAGACUACAGCCUUCGAGCAAUGGAGGCUCAAGUGAAAGUGAUGGCCCAGGAGUGGGGAAUUUCCCAACCUAAUCUGGUCUUGCUGGGAGGGGAGGGAAGGAACAAAAUGAGGCUGGGGCCAAUAAGGAGCGAGAAAGGUGGAGAGGCUGCAGGAAGCGUACCUCACCCAAACUCAACAACAUUUCUUGAGAGGGAGGACUGUGUGUCUCCAGAGGAACCACAUGGCUUGGAGCACGGCCAUACUAGCGAAGGACCACCAUCUGUGCCAUGUUUCUUCAGUGCUGUGCAAGGCUGCAUUGAGGAAGUGAUGUUACACUCUGUCAUCUUCAAGACCCUUAGCCAAUUCCAAGGUAUUCUCACGACCCUGUUCCUGCCAACUGCUCAAAACAAAGGCUCGUAUCAGCACCACGCCCACAGUCUGUUGCAGACCCUGACGAAACAAGAACAGGCAGAGCUGAAGUCAUGGGCUCACAGCUGCCCAACAUGGAAUAAGCUGUACCCUCAACUGAGCAUACUCAUUAAAUAUAAAAGCCUUUUCUGUGAGCUUAUGAAAGAGAUUAAAGGUGAGGGCUUGUCUAAAGAAGACAUUACUUCAGAAUCCAGUUCAUCUGGCAGCUGCCACGCAAACUCCACCUCCAGCGCAUCCUCAGCAAGUGUCACAACAUUGCGAUCAGAAUGGAAGGUUCUGGAGGAGCUGUGUUUGGUCCUCAAACCUCUGGACGUGGCAUGUCGAACUCUUGCCAAAGAGGCAUUCCCUCGUCUGUCUCUCAUCAAGCCAAUUCUCACUGGCCUGCUCUCCCGCCAUCUCAUGACGCGACCAGGAGAUUCGUCAUCCAUCAUGAAGGAAGUGAAGAGGAUGAUGAGGCGGAAGUUGGCGAGCUGUUACGACAACCCUGUUGUCAACAGGGCUCUAAGUGUGGCUUGUUCCCUCGAUCCCCAGUUCCAUGGGCUUGGGUUCAUGGAGGACAAGGAGCAGACAGCCACUUUUGAUUGGCUGAAGAAAGAGGCCGUCAGGAUUGUGAAGGAGGACACAAGGAGAAGCCAAGCAAAGAAGCAAGGCCAGAACAAGAGAAGCCCCUCACCUGGGUCACCUGACUCAGACAGUGAGUUCCUACGAAGGAGUAAGCGCCUCAAAGAAUCCCGCCCAAUCAACUUCAGAGAGAUAGAAUGUGAAGAUGAUGAUGAAGAGAGUGAUGCAGGGGAUGCUGAUGAGAGUGAUGUUGCAGAUCCAGGCGCUCAGGGGGGACUCUCAGGUAUGGAGUUCCUCCUGGGAGACUUGUUUUGCUCUGCCCCCAAGAGCAGGCAGAGCUCCGUGGAGGAGUCUAUAGACAUGGAGAUGUCUGUCUUCAGAGCCGACAAGGGGGCUUCACUGGGAGUGGAGCCCCUGCAGUGGUGGAGGACGAAGGCAGUGCAGUUUCCACUGUUGGCCACAGUGGCACGGGCCUACCUGGCUGCCCCGGCAGUGGCAGGUAGCGCUGCACAGGACUUUGUGCAGGAAGGGGCGGGAACCACGCACAGGAAGAGAGCCAACAUUCCACCAGAGAGUUUGGACUCAAUCUUGUUUCUGCAUCACAACCACAUGUCCACCAUUGAGAGUGGGCAGACCACUGUUAGGAACGACGAAAAGAACAGUGGGAUUGAAAAGGUCCCAUAAACACGCUGAAAACUCUGAAUUUAACCCUCUGAGUAACUCUUACCCUCUUUCUUUGGCAAAUUUAAGGUUUAAAUGUAACUUUAAAGUAGAGCUGGGCAAUAUAACAACUAUGUACAAUUGAUAUAUUUUCAAGCAAGAUAUAGAUUUAGUCAAUACCUUUUAUAUUGUUGCAUAAGUUGCAUUACCAUUACCAUUACCACCGCAUACCAUUUUGCAUCUAUCCUCUCUCACACUCUGCUCACAGCUCUAGCACAGUUCUCCAGCAACACUGAGAGACACAGAGCUGCUCCUCUGUUAAAUCUGUCUGUUAAUUAGUCUAGAGUGCCACAUCUAUGUGUUGCACGUGCUAUGCUAACUCAGUCUGUGAGAUGAAUGAAAUAACCACAGUAGCACAUGGACAGUACUAUGGGCCUUUUUCUCUGCCACUUUUGGCCAUGCCGAAUCAAGCCAUGGAGCACUGCUUUGCAUUCCAUUAUCAGUUUAGACUGUCCCAGAGAUGGCCCUUCUCCUCGGGAGCAGAUCCAAAAGCCGGGCCGCCUGCCCUCAAGCGGGUAGAGAACCCCUGACAGCCCCCCUUUCUCCUCCUCAAAUAAGCCCUAUGUGCUGUGAGAUUCUACUCCCCUUUGUCUGCAGGAGACCGUUUUUAAAAGUCUCUGUGUGUUCAGCUCUCAGAACUUCUGUAGCUUGUAACUGAAUCUCUGUGGUUUGGAGUUUAGUCUCUCUCCAGCAUCCUGUUUUUACUUCAGAUAUCUGCUGUAUUUUACUGUUUCAUGUUCACAAUCAGCCCUAUUAGAAGAUGUGUGAAGUUGCUGCUGUAAACUCAGCAUUUCCUUAUUUUGCCACUUCACAAUAAAAGUUUUUAUAUGACAAAAUAAUGGGGGACUUUAAUUGUGAAGAAUCUAGAGGAAAUGAAGAGUUUAUUAGCAAAUUAGCAGAAUUUUGUUAGCAGCUUUUCUUCAAUAAAGGCAAGUCUAAUAACACAGCAGGGAGGAAAGUGAAACAGCCGCAGAAACAGCUGCAGUGAGAUAGUUCGAUGAAGAGCUGUAGACAACAGGUUCUUACUGAGCCUCUGCGAACAGCUCACCUCCAACAGGUAAACUUCUUUUACCUGCCCUGUUGUGGAAAAACACAUACAGCAAAAAUAACAGGAAACUUCAGCCGUGGAUCAGCUUGCAGCUGAACAUGUAGCCUAUUUGGAGAAAACACUGAGAUAUAUAUCGUGUAUCGCCAUUCAGCCUGACAAUACAGAGAUGUGAAUUUUUUUGCCCAUAUCACCCAGCUCUACUUUAAAGGGUCAGUGUGUAAGAUUUAUGGGGUUUUACUGGAAACUAGUGGUGAGGGUUGUGGAUUGCAACCAGCUGAACGUUUCUUGGUUAGAAUUCCUUCAGUGUUCAGGAGGUUUUUAGUGGGAGCUGAAUUACCCACAGAAGUCUCUUACUCUCCAAAACAAACAGGACAAUUAUUAAAACUGGUAAAAACACUGAAUAAAGCAGUGUCAUGUUACAGAUCAGUGUUUGUCCAGCACUGUCUGCUAAUGUGUGCUCAUGUUUUUUCUUUUGAUAACUUAAGAGCAAGACAUUCAGGGGAUUUUUACUGGGAUGCGAAUUAUCCCAAAACAUGAUGGUGCAACAUGGCGAUCUCGAUAAACAAGGACCUGCUCCCUUUGUAGAUGUAAAUGGCUCAUUCAAGGGUAACGGAAACACUACAAUUCUAUAGUUUGGACUGUUAAUACAUCUAAUUUACAUUUAAAUUGUAUUAAGUACCUUGUAGCGCCUCGUGCCUUACCUCCUUUGGAUACAAUUAUAUCCUCAAUGUUAAUUUCUAAGAUAUAUAACUGUGAUUCUAAGUGUGUAGAUUGUCUGUCAUAACAUAGAUUAAAGUCCCCCAUUAUGUAAAAGGGCGACCAUGUGCCUUUAGUUUUGCAUUUAUACAUAUUUUUGGCUUUAUGAAUCAGUCAGGGUUUCCCACACAUACAUUUAUUUGUGGCAGCCUGCCAUGAUGGAAACAUCUGCCACCACAUUUUCAUUUUCUAGUUUUGGAGCUGGGCCAUUCAUUAGGUGCGCUGUUGGAAUAUACUGCUUGGUUAUUCAUUGCACAGCAUUCUCAGAGCAAAGCGUGUACAAAGUUAGUCAUUGUCAGGUAACACCGCACAUAGAUUCAAAUUCUGUGGGAAACUUUAUAUAAGGAUAUAAUGAAUGAUGACUCCAAAGACCUUUUUUUUUUUUUAGUUUUUCAGUAAAUUGGUAAUAGAACUUAAAUUAUGGUUCAAGUGAUCAUGAAAGAGAUUUGAAGAAGGAAAACCUGUCACAUAUAUAGAACAUUGUUAGCUAUUAGUCUGAGUUUUAGAGAAACAUUGUUUACUCUCUGUUACUGCUGUAUUUCUAAAUGUAAUUUGUUUCAUGUGUAGUGAAACUUUUUUUUUUUUUUUUACAAAACAUUAACAUAGUAUGAUGACAUUUUUUUCAGCAAUACAUUGGACACUGUUAACAAUGGAUGAAGCUUUUAGCUAAGUGUAUGUCUUGUCUUAGAGUGAUGUAUGAACUCUUUGCAUAUUCACAUACGUGCAGAAUAACUGUUUUUUUUUUGUUUGUUUGUUUUAGGUGUCUCACUGUAAUUUUUGAAAAUAAAUUCUAUAACCAUAUAAGUCAUGAAUCAACACUAUAAAUAUAACACACAGUUCAGUUGUAUUACUUGUACAGUGUGUAGUGUGCUGUGGUUAAUACAAAGACCUGCCGUUUCAAAUACUCGAUUCUGGUUGGUGAAUUGUGGCAUUCUACGGUCUGUAAUAUCUGAGUAACAUACCGUUGCUAUGGACGUAGUUCUGAUCAUACACACUUCG